This is a messenger RNA of Stereum hirsutum FP-91666 SS1, 726 nucleotides long. Its product is annotated as alpha/beta-hydrolase. The transcript has 5 exons. Lineage: Eukaryota; Fungi; Basidiomycota; Agaricomycetes; Russulales; Stereaceae. The annotation marks the transcript as partial. The record is from RefSeq and is a predicted model, not a curated record. Gene Ontology annotation, cellular component: mitochondrion.
CCUCUCCUGUUGCUUCAUGGUCUUUUUGGAAAGGGCCGCAAUUGGACGUCGUUGGCAAAGUCGUUCGCGCGGGUCCUGCACAGACCGGUAUAUACAGUCGACCUCCGAAACCAUGGGAGUUCUCCGCAUAGCGAUAUCAUGACCUACGAUGCCAUGGCCGCCGAUGUCCUGCACCUGUGUGACAAACAUUCCCUCUCCAAUAUCUCCCUUUUAGGGCAUUCCAUGGGUGGGAAAGUGGCCAUGACAGUAGCGCUUUCUUCCUCCCUUCCUUCAGACUUGAUCAAGAGCCUCAUCGUCGCUGAUAUUGCACCAUCUCGUGGAAGACUAUCUCCCGACUUUGAGAUGUAUCUUCAAGCCAUGCACAAGAUUGAAGAUGCGAAGCUGAAGACACGUAAAGAGGCAGAUCAUAUGCUUCAUGAGUUUGUCAAGGAGACACCGAUUCGACAGUUCCUCCUAACGAACCUAGAUGCUCAUAGUCACCCCCUCAAGUUCUCUAUUCCACUCAAAAUCAUCAGCGAGUCCAUAACUAAUAUCGGAGAUUUCCCUCAUCAUCCUGAUGACGGCGCGCUAUACUAUGGGAGGACUUUGUUUAUCAAAGGUGAAAAGAGUCGGUACAUCAACGAAAAGAAUGUUCAGCAUGCCUACGCAAUGUUUCCUGACAUGGAGAUCAAGACGCUGCACACGGGACACUGGGGUAAGUUAGCAUCCCCCUGCGUGCAGUCAUGA